Melopsittacus undulatus (budgerigar) is the source of this 3636-nucleotide messenger RNA. RefSeq names its product asteroid homolog 1 (gene ASTE1). The record is from RefSeq and is a predicted model, not a curated record. NCBI's taxonomy places the organism in Eukaryota, Metazoa, Chordata, Aves, Psittaciformes, Psittaculidae.
CAGUGCCAUGGGCGUGCGGGGCUUGGCUGCGUUCGUGGAGGAGCGCGGUGGGUUCUGCGCCGAGCUGCGGGUGCGGACACCAAAGCUGGUCAUCGACGGGAGCAGCCUCUACCACCAGCUCUGCUUCACCUCCGCCGCCGACUGCCGCCGCGGCGGCGAAUACGGCCUCUUCUCGGCGACCGUCCGCGACUUCUUCGGUAGCCUACGGGCCUGCCGCGUCUCCCCCUUCGUGGUGCUGGACGGCGGCCGCUGCCCCGACGACCGCAAGCUACCGGCGCUGAAGGAGCGCGCAGGAGGGGCGGCUGCGGGCGGGCCCACGGGGCUUCCAGUGGGGGAGGGAGGGUAUGUGGUGCCGCUGCUGACCCGCGAUGCCUUCGUGCAGGCGCUGGGCCGGCUCGGAGUGCCCUUCGUGCAGUGCUUCGCCGAGGCCGACCGGGAGAUCGCGGGGCUGGCCAAACCGCUGGGGGCUGCCCCGUCCUCUCCCUCGACACGCGACUUCUGUGUCUUCGAGCUGGUGGGCGGCUACUGCCCCCUCACUCACUUCCAGUGGCGGAGCGUGUGCGGUGGGGACGAUGGGACACGGAGCCGCUAUGUGCCCGCUCGGUGCUUCUCGGUGGAGAGGUUCUGCGCGCACUUCGGGGCGCUCAGGAGGAACCUGCUGCCGCUGUUUGCCGUCAUGUGCGGGAACGAUUACAUCCACUGGCGGGCCCUCGAGGCGUUCGUGAGCGCGGUAGGUCGGGGAUGGGCGGCAGGGAAGCACGGCCGCCUGCGGGGGCUGCUGAGCUGGCUGUCCCAGUUCCGGGAGCCGGCUGAGGCUGUGGACUGCGUGCUGAGAUACGUGAAGGAGCACCAGAGGGAAGAGGUGCGGGAGCUGCUGUGCGCCUCGAUGCAGGACUAUACCCCGUCUGACGUGAAGCUUGAGGACUUCUUUGGGAGCAGCACAUACGAAUGCGAGGAGCCGGCUAGGGAAGCGGGCUUGCCACAGUGGGUGCUGGAUGCUUUGGCAAAAGGUAAGCUGGCCCCGUUCAUCGUCAAUGCCCUGGUGCUGAGAAGCACCUUCCUCCCUGUUCAGGUGGAGAACAUGCAGAGACCUAGCGCACAUAGCACAGCUUUGCCCAUUCGACAAGUGAUCUAUGGACUGCUUCUGAAAGCAUCUCAAAAUGCCUGAAGCUGCUUCUGGAAGCAACGGGCUGCCGGUUUUUCUGUGAAUUCAGCAAGGCUCCAAAAGACACUUAGGAAAACCUUUGUUCAAGCAGCAAGCCUACCCACAGAGUUUUGUGAUGGUAGUUUUUCUUUGGAGAAGUUAGUGGAGGUGCCCUUGUCCCACCGUCAGAUGCUUUUGCUGGAGACUCUGGGAGUGAAAAUGAGUUUCCUGGAACCUCUCCCCAGUCACUUGCAACUUCCUGUUGCUGUAACGUGUUACUGGAUACGUUGUUCAGAGCCAAAAGUUAAGUUGCAUCAACUAAAGGCGUUACUUCUAACGAUAGUAUCUGGAGAACUGCACAGGAUGACAAAUGAUUCAGAUGCCACAGGUUUAUGUGCUGAAGAUGAUGUUAUUGCAUAUAAUGAAUUUCUAAAAUGGAAGGAAAAGAAACUGGAACAUAAAGACUUUGAUUUAGAUGCUGGACACAGUUUUUGCCAGUGGCAGUGCUGUCUUCAGAUGGGAUUGUAUCUCAACCAGCUACUUGGCAGUCCUCUCCCCGAGCCAGACCUAAGCAGGCUUUACACUGGGACCCUUGUGCACAGACUGUUUCAAGAGCUUAAAUCCACACCUUCAGUGGAAAAUCUGUUUAGUUCAUCUCCAAAAAUGACUCAGCUUUAUCAGGAUCUGUUAAAUACAAUGGAGUCAACUGUACCUCCAGACUUCUUUCAGAAGAUCAAGACCAAAUCUGAGUCCUGUAAAAAGAAGAAAGCAUCUGGUAAGGAAAAGGCCAUCAGGUGUGCUCUACCAGAAGCUCAGCAUUUAUGCAGUGUUAAUAGGUUUGCAGCACUUGAAGUGGAUGACUGAAAGCAUUAUUCCUGGAGUAACUUUUAAUGCCAUGCAGAUGAAAGAAGUUCUAUGAAGACAGGUGACUGUAUUGGAAUUUGCCUGGCUGUUCUCACACAAGUUCCUGAUUCAGUCUUUACCAACAGGGAUUUUAUUUGCUGUUUUUGUAACUAACACUUACAAGGAGGUGCGGUAUAAAGUUGUGCUUUGCUUUUUAAAGGCAUUAGUCUGAAUGAAAAUGAGAGCAGAGUUGUUCAGUGUUUCAGAGCUGGACUAUUUAGAGGAAUUCUUUCCUGAGCAUUCCCAAGGAUGAAGGAAAGGCUGAGGUACUUCAUACUGCUCUUACCUCAGUCUUCUGUAGUCACACCAGCUAUCCUCAGGGUACUCAGUCCCCUGAGCUGGGUGAUAGAGAUUGGGGAGCUGAUUGAAGUCCCCAUAAGCCAGGAGGAAAUGGUUAGUGACCUCCUGCUCCCCUUUGACAUACACAAGCCUAUGGAGCUGGAUGGGUUACCACCCCAGAGGGCUGAAGGAGGAACAGAGGAGCUCACUAAGCCACUCUCUAUCUGUGGUCCUGCUCUAGUGGGCAGGUUCCAGGGGAUUGGAGGUUGGACAGUGUGAUACAUCCCUACAAAAAGGGCAGGAAGCAAGACCCAGGAACUAUAGACCCAUCAGCCUUGACCUCAGUGCUGGGGAAGGUUGUGGAGCAGAUGAUCCUAAGUGAAAUCAUAAAGCACAUGUGGGAAAACAGAGGGAUCAGACCCAGUCAGUGCAAGCUCAUGAAGGGCAGGGUCCUGCUUGACCAACCUGAUCUACGAUAAGAUGGCAACCCUGGUUGAUGAGGGAAAGGCACCUACUAAAACCUUAAGAUCAAUUAUUGCUAUAAAUACAGUAUCUUAUUUGGAAGACCUAUUUAAACCAAAUUACUAUACCAACAACUACAUAUAAUUACGUACACUGUUAAAAGAGAAUUGUUAAAACAGCAGAAUUCUCCACUAAUGUAGAAGAAUGGUUUUUAUCACUUGACAGGUAGAAAAUGUCAUGGAAAAGCUGUGAAAAAUGGAGCAACCCAUUCCCUAAAGAGCUCAGCUGGAAGCAAAAAGAGGAUUUGUUGUUUGUCCUCAACUAAAGCUGCAGUUGAACUGGUCCCAGUGCCAGCUGUGUGUGGAGGGCUGCUGCUGGACCCUGGGAAGGGAAUGCAGCCAGCGUCUGCUCCACAUUGUCACACACUCCUCACUCCUUCCUCUGGGAAGCAGCCCCGUUGCAGGCUCCACCUCCCAGCCCGUGGGGAUCCAGGAAGCAGGGAAACACUGAGUAAAUUCCAGCAUGUCUGCUAUGGCAGUACUCACUGGUGGUGGGAUCUCAUUCAGGCCACAGCAGUCUACUGUUGGUCUCCACCCUCCAGUAGACUUUUGCACGGGCCAUAUGGGGAUAUUGAAGGGUGAGGGGGUCCUGCUGAUCACUCCUUGGCUCUCCAGUCUACGGAUGAGCUUAUGAACAGGAAUCAGGGAGUCUCGGUGCUGUAUUGCCACAGUGCUCUGUUGUGGGGGUGACAGGCGUGACUUCCUCACUGUUCUCUGUGGUCUUGCAGGUGAACCCAGCAAUCUCUGAACCAUAUCCUGUUGCAAACUUGCAUUUUGUAUAAUAAAAGA